Messenger RNA from Sinocyclocheilus rhinocerous, 4454 nucleotides. RefSeq names its product MICAL-like protein 1. The coding region runs from base 397 to 3006 and encodes 869 amino acids. Gene Ontology annotation, molecular function: protein binding. The transcript is spliced from 16 exons. The record is from RefSeq and is a predicted model, not a curated record. NCBI's taxonomy places the organism in Eukaryota, Metazoa, Chordata, Actinopteri, Cypriniformes, Cyprinidae.
CGCGUCUAGACGCUUCUGUACACCGAAUUCAUCAGUACACACUAGACGCUACGCCUAAAAGAAUAUUUAACUGUCAGGCCUAUUAUUGUCCUGCGUUUGACUUUGUAUUGUUUUUGAAGUUGAACGUCGCAAAUCGAAGUAUCAUUGAUGUCUCAUUUUAAAAGACGGGCAUUCAAGCUUGUAACUGAAGUUGGAGUUUGACUCCAUUGGUGUGUGCUGAUUUUUUUCUUCGGAGUACUGCUUACUUUGAUCGAAUGAGAUCGUCUAGAAUUCAGACAGCAGGAUCGAUCUAACUGUACCGGACAGAGACAUGUGGAAGAGGGUCUCUCAUGAACUCUUGGGUCUUCAUGUGUAUUUCAGGAGCAGGGUAUAGGUGUGGAUUUUGGAAUCUCGACCAUGGGCUCUCUAAAAGCUUUGCAGAACUGGUGCAGGAACCAGUGUGAAAAUUACAAUAAUGUGGACAUUACAAACAUGUCUUCAUCCUUCAGAGAUGGACUGGCCUUCUGUGCCAUCAUCCACAGACACAGACCUGAUCUCAUAGAUUUUGACUCCCUCUCAAAAGAAAAUGUCUUUGAGAACAACCGUCUGGCGUUUGAGGUUGCUGAGAGUGAGUUGGGUAUUCCAGCCCUGCUGGAUCCAGAAGACAUGGUGUCCAUGAGUGUGCCUGACAGAUUGAGCAUCAUCACCUAUGUAUCUCAGUAUUACAACUACUUCACCAACAAAUCUCACACUGUCUCCACAAACAUAAAGAGCCCUGGUGGUCCUGGUCACAUCAAACCAGCCAUAAAGAGACCAUUUGCUUCUCCAGAGGGCCGUGACGCUCAGACUGAGUCUGGUGCAGAUAGCCAACCAAAACGCAGUACUCUAAGCAGCACCUGUUCAGUCUGUGGAAAGCAUGUUCACUUGGUUCAGAGGAUCCUUGUUGAUGGCAAACUUUAUCAUCGGAACUGCUUCAGAUGUAAGGAAUGCAGCAGAACUUUACUGCCUGGAUCUUACAAGUUCACAGAGGAUCCUGGAUCAUUGGUUUGCACACACCACUUCACCAGAUCUGCCUCAGAUGCCAGUCAGAAUGGUAAUUCAGAUAUGAGUAAUAAACUAGCCAAACUAACCUCAACAAGCCCAGAAGACCCAAACAAUAGGAGUUUAGAAUCUAAAGCAUCACACAGCGAUGCUGAGAUCACCCCGGAGAGAGAGGAAGAGGAAAUAACUGAAAUAGAAAAAGCAUCAAGCAAGCAGCCAGAUAGCAGAUCAGAAGUCGAGACAGAGCACGGAGCGCCUUGUUCUUCUAGUCCACCAAAUCCCUUUGAUGAAUCUGAAGAGGAGGAUCAGGACGCACAACAAGAAGACCACAAGCCAGCCGCUAGUGGGGCCAAUGGUGAUGAGCCAACAACGUCAGUGAAGAGUACAGCAGCAGAGGGUCGACCGGUUCCAGCACCUAGACGGGUAUUUGAGCCCACCCCUGCUCCUCGCCCUGUCCCCAGACCACGCCCACCCAGACCCUCUGUCAAUGGAGUUUCUGACACUCAAAUUUCUCAAGUUCCUGAGCCAAGAGAAAGAUUGCACUCACCUGCUCGCUCUAACAAGGCCAAUGACACUCCUAAACCAAAAGACCCACCCUGGCUGGCUCUUGUCCAAUCAGAAACCAAGAAGAAACCAGCACCUCGCCCACCCACAGGUAUAGCUAUACCUCCCUGCACUGGUUCAUCUCCUUCUCGAAAGGAGGAGGAAUCAAGACCAUCCUCUUCUCCAAAUCCCUUUGAUGAUGAGGAAGAGGAGCCAGAAACGGCUCCUGAAGAUCCCCCUGGUCCUGUGGUGGCUAGUCACCCUUGGUAUGGGAUUACCCAGGCUGCUGAAAUCACAGCUGGGGACACAAGAAGACAAAGUCCUGCCCCUUCUGAAAGUCCUGUAAAUGUCCGAAGGAAGAAGCGACCAGCACCCAAAGCUCCGAAUUCUUCUCUGUCAGCUUUUCCUUCAUCUCAGACUUCCUCUCCUGCUUCUUCUUUAGCUCUGAGCACAGAGAGCCUGUCCUCCUCUUCCUCAGACCACAGUGCAGUCCCCCAGCAACCUGCUGCUAAUGAACAGGACCAUUUGUUUACCAAGAGUGUGUCUGAACCAUCAAUCAACGCUCCUGCCCUGUCCCAAAAAACUAAGCUUCAGCCUCACUCUUCUCCAAACCUGCCUCCUCCACCACCACCUUCCAGUACCAACUCAGCACCAGCUACUCCACAAACCAAUCGCAGUGUGAGACCACCAAUGUUCCCCUCUUCACACACACCCAGCACUCCAGGCAAGCGCACUUGUAAAGAGAAUCCAUUUAAUCGAAAGACAACCACCUCUGUCAGCUCUUCUGUAUCCAGACCCCCAAAAGGGCCCCGUCCUGCACGACCUCCUGCUCCUGGACAUGGAUUUCCUCUCAUUAAGCGAAAAGUACAGUCAGACCAGUAUAUCCCAGUUGAAGACAUCCAUGUAGAGAUGAGUGAUCUGGAGAAACGGUUGGAUGAAUUAGAGCAUAGAGGGGUGGAUCUGGAGAAGAGCUUACGAGAAUGUUCAAAUGAUGAUGAGGAGGAACAUCUACUUGUUGACUGGUUCACUCUGAUUCAUGAAAAGCACUUACUGGUACGGAGAGAGGCUGAACUGGUCUACACAGCCAAGCAGCAGAACCUGGAGGAGAGGCAGGCCGAUGUGGAAUAUGAGCUUAGAUGUUUACUUAACAAGCCAGAGAAGGAAUGGACAGCUGAAGACAAAGACAGGGAAAAGCAAUUGAUGGCAGAACUUGUCACGAUAAUUGAGCAGAGGAACCAGAUUAUUAACAGCAUAGAUCUGGACAGACAGAGGGAGGAGGAGGAAGACAAACUAGUAGCUGAUAUGCUAAAGAAAAAAGAGUUUCAUGGACCGGGUGAGCAGAAGAAGAAAGCAGGGAAGUUUAAGCCCAUGAAGGUUUUGAAGAGACUGAGCACCAAGAAUGAAGGAGUAAAGGACAACAGUCCCCGAAAAGAGAACAGCUGAAGAGUAAACUUACUGAAGGAAAAUGAAAACAAAAAAGAUAUACUAAAAAGAUUUACUAAAUGCUUUUUAAGUCUAAUUAACGCUUUUGAAUAUAUUGCUAUAAAACAGAGCUCAAAUUUGUCUUUGAGGUAGUAGCAGCUGAACUGAUACACUGCACUACUGCAGUACAUUAAAGUAAAAAAAUAACACUGUCUUGGUCAGAUACGACAAUUAUUUUUAAUUUAAAAAAAAAAUCUUGAAAGGCUCAGCCAAAUAUAUAAUCUUACUUUAAUCUCUACAGUACAUUUUGAAGUAAAAGAAAACUGAUACUGAAUGUGAUUGACAUGACAUUGAGAGUCCCAAAUUUUAACACAUACCUUUCUUUUAAACUCAUCGUUUAUGAGAUGAGAAGCCCAUUAGAUAGUAUGACAUUUAUUUUUGCCAAACUUAAUUUAAUCUUGUUCUCUGAGUUUAUAUUUAUUUAUAAAUGGCAUGGAGGUACUGCUACUUGUGUUUCUGUUCACACUGAAGAGUUUAAAAAAAACAACAACAAAAAACACGUAGUGAAUCUUUUCAGGCCACAUUCAGCCCUUUCAUUUUAUUAACAAAGCUUUGUUGAGAUGAAAGCAGAAAUGAAUUGCCAAUCUUACAGUCUAUAAUAUUGCUAAGAGAGAGUGAAAUGCAUUUCCAUCUCAUGAAUGCUUUGUGAUUUUUUGAGUAACAGGGAUUUGGUGUUUUUUGUCUGCCUGGGUUUGGUUGCACCAGCUGUGCUUAGUUUAAAAAAAAGAAAGAAGAAGCCUAGUUUAAAAUGGGCAUUGAGUUACAGUUUACACAGUAUUAAAUAUUCGACCAUUAAACUUGGUUCAAACAUAACUGAACAUAGAUAUAUACAAAAUAUACACUAAAUAAUGACGGAAGCCUCCGACCACAUAGCAGAUUUUUAAAUUGCAUCAAUAAGCUCAUGUUUUACCUGACAGAAUACAGUGCUUUAGACAUGUUUGUUUGUGUUGACAUUUACAUUUGUUUACAUUUUAAAAAAGAGAAUGUUAUGUGAAUAACUGACUUGCAGCUCUCCAGCACUUAAGCAGAUCUGAACAGAAAAACAGUAUUGCCUCAGUAUUUAUUUAUUGCUCCUUUUGUCAUUUACAGUGUUACUUACAAUGUUAUUUACAGAAUAGUCUUAGAAACGUAAUUUUAGCAUUAGUUACAUGAGGCAAAAGAAAUUGGAAUCAAUCUUAAGACGAUAAACUGAAGUUGGCGCAGACGGCCUUGUGGGCAGCGCGCCAACAUAUAGCGCCAUUGCGCUACGGGCGUCCCGAGUUCGAAUCCCAGCUCGAGGACCUUUCCAGAUCCCGCCCCCUUUCUCUCUCCCCCACUUCACUUCCUGUCGCUUCUGCACUGUCCUAUAGUAAUAAAGUAAAAAAAUGCUGAAAAUAAAUCUUAAAAAAAAAAAAAAAAAAGGAUAAACU